Messenger RNA from Myzus persicae (green peach aphid), 1850 nucleotides. Its product is annotated as inhibitor of growth protein 2-like. Bases 431 to 1297 code for a protein of 288 amino acids. Lineage: Eukaryota; Metazoa; Arthropoda; Insecta; Hemiptera; Aphididae. The transcript is spliced from 3 exons. The record is from RefSeq and is a predicted model, not a curated record.
UACAAAACAUAGGCAAUAGCUCAAUAAUAACAAUGUAUUAAAUAAUAACCGUGAUUAUAACCUAAAAUCUUAAUCAUAUCGACUUUGGUUUUUUCGAUUCGUCAACUUUUGAAGUUAUGAAUCGUUCGGUUUUUACUUUUUUUUUCUUAUUAAUCUUAAUAUCAUUAAUAAUUAAUUGUAUCUACGUAACUUCGUUUAAUCUAGUAUUUCUAAUAUAAUAUACUGUAUUAUAAACUAUUUUAAAUCUGUUAUAUUUUUUGGUCCAUAAUUACCUAAUCGUUGAUUAAUGAAGUGGAUGGUUAAUAAUUGUUUCAUAAUAUAAAAGUAUUUAAAUUCUGUUUAGUUAAUGUAAUCCGUUUUUCAAUACCCACGCUUUGAAGUAACAGAAUAACCAUCGAUUUCUAUCAUAUUAAGGUAUAAGAUAAACAUUAUGAACAACAUAUUAAAUAGUACUGUUGAUCGCUUCUUAGACAAGUGUGAUGAUGUCUUGAAACAUUUUCCUCAAGAUGGACAAAAACAAGUAAGUCGUUAUUAUGAAACUGAUUGUCGUCACUCACAUAUUUUAAAUAAAUUGGUGAAGUUUACUAAAAACACUAAAGAAUUUACAUCUACUGAUGAACAACGUAUGAAGAAAAUGCUGAUUGAGUCCUUAGACCUGGCUGACAAAAAAGUUAACAUUGCUGAAUGUCUAAUGGACAUGGUUGAAAAAAACAUGAGUAAUUUAGAAACAAAUUAUAAAGAAGUGGAAGCUGCAAAAUUAAGUUUAAUUAAAUCAAAUAAAAGAAUGUCAAAAAGUAUGCCUGAAUGUAAGAAAAUUGAUUCAAAUUCUAUUGAUGUACUAAGUAUAGAUAAUUCUAAUAAGCGCCCUAAAAGAAAUGUAACAAAAAUAUCUACAACAUUAAACAAAAGCUUAGAAGUGAAUGCGAAUCUUGAUAAAAAACCAAGCACUAAUCAAAAUAAAAAGAACACCGCAUUAAACAAAAAGUCUAAGGCACAGCCUCCCAAAAAUAAAAAAGUAGUUUCAGAAUCCGAAAGUUCCGACAAUGAAAGUGAUAAUGAUUUAAAACCAACUUACUGUAUUUGUGAAGAAAUAUCUUACGGUGAUAUGGUUUGCUGCGAUAAUGAUUUAUGUCCAAUUGAGUGGUUUCAUUUUGGCUGCGUAUCUAUAAGUAGAAAACCCAAAGGAAAAUGGUUUUGCCCAUUUUGCAGAGGAACUAAUUCCAAAACCAUGAAGCCUAAAUCAGUAUUUCUUAAAGAACUUGAAGAGUACAAUAAACGUAAAGAAGAAAACUGGUGAAUGGUACAAUCCAUUUAUAGAUUAUUUAUUUAAUUUGACGCUAAAUUGUUUCAAUGAAAAAGAAAUUCAUACAUUAUGUGUCUUAUAUUUAAGCUAACUCAAUUUUCAUGAAUGAUAAUUAUGUUAAUCAAUAAUAAUACUAAACAUAGGAUAGCAUAUCUUUGUUUUGUUUUUCUGCGUGACUAAAUGGAAAAACAUAAUUGCUCAUCCUAAUAUUCUUCAAUACUUGUUUAUAAUAUUUUUUAAUAGAAGUAUGACUUGUUCAAUCAUAAAAAUAUACAUUAAAAUUUAAAAUCGUCCCAAAUGCUAUCAUAUUGCAAAAGUUAUUAUGUAGUAGUAGUAAGUAUUAUGUAAUCAUAUAAAUGGCGAUUAUUUUUCUAAUAAUUUAAAAUACAAACUUUAAGCAUACGUUUAUUUUAUUUAUUUUAUAUAAUAGUAUUAAUAUAUUUUCAUUUGAAACUCAAACGUAUAAAAUGACUAACUUUAGUAACUUAAAAUUGUUUUACUGAACUAUGUAAAUUCAUAAUAUAAUGAAGAGUUAUUAAUUUGGUUU